Molecule: messenger RNA, 980 nt
Organism: Hibiscus syriacus
Lineage: Eukaryota; Viridiplantae; Streptophyta; Magnoliopsida; Malvales; Malvaceae
Product: eukaryotic translation initiation factor 6-2-like
Exons: 9
Coding region: 120-857 (245 amino acids)
Biological process (GO): ribosomal subunit export from nucleus; cytosolic ribosome assembly; assembly of large subunit precursor of preribosome
Cellular component (GO): cytosol; nucleolus; preribosome, large subunit precursor
Molecular function (GO): ribosomal large subunit binding
Source: RefSeq, a predicted model, not a curated record
AAAAAAACCUUACUUCUUCCUAAGCCCCUCUUUUGCCUUCCAAUUACGAAUCGGUAGAAUCACAAAUAAGAGCUUCUUCCUUUCUGUUUUCAUCUUUGAUCAAUCGUACCCUCUUGAUAAUGGCAACUAGGAUUCAGUUUGAAAAUUCAUGUGAAGUUGGAGUCUUUUCCAAGCUGACCAACGCUUACUGCUUAGUUGCAAUUGGAGGGUCAGAAAACUUCUAUAGUGCUUUUGAGUCGGAGCUAGCAGAUGUCAUUCCAGUUGUUAAGACCUCUAUUGCUGGCACUAGGAUAAUAGGACGGCUAUGUGCUGGAAAUAAGAAUGGGCUACUUGUUCCUCACAAUACAACAGAUCAAGAACUUCAACACUUGCGAAAUAGUCUACCGGAUCAAGUUGUUGUUCAGCGGAUAGAGGAGAAACUUUCUGCUCUUGGGAACUGUAUUGCUUGCAAUGAUCAUGUUGCUUUGACACACACUGAUCUAGACAAGGAAACUGAGGAGAUAAUCGCUGAUGUUCUUGGUGUAGAAGUUUUCCGGCAGACAAUUGCCGGUAAUAUUCUUGUAGGGAGCUACUGUGCCUUUUCUAACAGAGGUGGCUUGGUUCAUCCUCAUACAUCCAUUGAGGAUUUGGAUGAGCUUUCGACACUGCUUCAGGUUCCAUUGGUGGCUGGUACUAUCAACCGUGGGAGUGAAGUGAUAGCUGCUGGGAUGACCGUAAAUGAUUGGACCGCCUUUUGCGGGUCGGACACAACGGCAACGGAGCUUUCGGUGAUCGAGAGUGUCUUCAAGCUGAGAGAAGCUCAGCCUACUGCCAUUGUCGAGGAGAUGAGGAAGUCAUUGAUUGAUAGCUAUGUUUGAAGUGCCCCUACAUAAAAAUGCUAUUGCAAUGUUUCAUGUGAUUUUAGAAGCUAAGAAACAGAAGCUUCUUUUUAUGAUGUGAUGUUUAAAAUUAUGUUGAGAAAACCAAGUGUAUUUGAUGAA